Molecule: messenger RNA, 3244 nt
Organism: Cololabis saira (Pacific saury)
Lineage: Eukaryota; Metazoa; Chordata; Actinopteri; Beloniformes; Belonidae
Product: proprotein convertase subtilisin/kexin type 5-like
Exons: 11
Coding region: 1-2259 (752 amino acids)
Source: RefSeq, a predicted model, not a curated record
AUGUUUGACAGGGUGGAGCACUGUACCCCAAGGUGCUCACACUCCACCCAAAGGGAUGGAAAGUGUGUGACUCAUUGUGAGGAAGGUUUCUUUGUGGACGAGGAGAAGCAGGACUGUGAGUCUUGUCACCCCAACUGUCGAACCUGUGGAGGGCCACGCUAUGAUGACUGUGACUCCUGCGAGGAUGGGGUCACACUGAGGACUGGGGAGUGUCUGGAGGGCAGACAGCUCAAUGCCUGUCCUGAGGGGAACUUCAGAAACAGUCGAUUUUUGACUCCACUACAGACUUGCUUGUCUCACUGUCCAUCUGGGACAUUUGCCAGUGAGAAAACUGGCAAGUGUGAGGAAUGCUUAAGAGGAUGUAUGAAUUGCGAGGAUGCCAAUGUCUGCAAGCAGUGUCAAAGAAGACACUAUCUGCAAGAUGGAUUAUGUGUGGUUGAAUGUCAGAGGGGGUUUCCACGAGGUGACAUAUGCCAGUCAUGCGCCCCUGAAUGUGGAUCCUGCAAGGAUAAUCCCUCCCACUGCCUGAGCUGUGAGAAACAUUUGUUGUUGCUGGACCACUCUUGCGUGCCCCGCUGUCCAGAAGGCUAUUACGCCAACAUGACAGAAUGCCAUCGCUGCCCAGAUUACUGUAUGGAGUGUAACCAGGAUGGCCUGUGUAAGAAAUGUACACAAUACUACUACCUCCAUAAGGACGGGUGCGUGGAGGAUUGUCCUGAAGGACACUUUGCCAUUGAGCAGGGACAGGAGUGUGUAAGUUGCCAUGAUGAUUGCGCCUCAUGCGACGGGCCAGGCUCUGAUGACUGUGAAGUGUGUAGCGACAAAAAAGCUGUCCGUUACAACGGAAAAUGUCUCCACAAGUGUCCAAGCAAUGCUUAUCAUGAUACAAAUACGAAUGAAUGCAGAGAUUGUGACAGGUCAUGUCUGACCUGCUCGGGCCCCGAGCCCUCACACUGCCUUAGCUGUGAUACCAAAAGGCACAAAGAUGCCACCGGACACUGUGUGUGGUAUACUGAGUGCCCGCCCAACUCGUAUGUGGACCAGAAUGGGGAUUGCCAACAGUGCCACGGAUUCUGCGACGGCUGUUCUGGACCGGGCGGAGAUCGCUGCCUCAGCUGCAGCGAGACACGCUUCCUGCUGAACAGCACCUGUUUGGAAAAGUGUCCUCUGGGUUACUACCUCGACGAUGAGGCUGGCCACGUGUGUAAGCGCUGCCACUUCAGCUGCGAAUCUUGUGUGGGCCCUCACAGUUUGAAGUGUGUCACCUGCAAAUCUGGAUUUUUGAAGCAGGGCCUCAGCUGCGUUGAAUCCUGUUCAGAGAGUCACUAUGGCGACCCGACCACAAUGGUUUGUGAGCGAUGUGACCCUUCCUGCCAUCAGUGUACGGGUCCUGGUACAAACAACUGUCUGAGCUGCAGAGAGGGCUUUGUCUACCUGAGAGGGUUGGGGCAAUGCCUGCAGAGUUGCCCACCAGGGUCCUACAAAAACAAUUUGUCCACAACCUGUCUCAAGUGCCACCCUUCCUGCAAGACCUGCAGUGGUGGGGGCGCUCUGGCCUGCCGGUCCUGUUAUGAUGGUUUCCACUUCAUGGGUGGCAUCUGUGACAACCCCUGUUUUGUGGGCUUUUUUCCCACCUCACAGGAUCCAGGCAGUGAUAAACCAAAGUGUGAAGCCUGUCACUCGUCUUGUGAGGGCUGCCGUGGUCCCAGCAUGUGGGAUUGCACUCUGUGCCGUGCAAGCCGGGUUUUGUCUGAUGAUGGCCGCUGCUUGACCUGCUGUGGAAAUGAGACCCAGCACGAUGACAAACCCAUACCGUGGGUGUGCUGUGACUGCAAGUCAUCACGAGAGGAGUGCAUCAAGGGUGUCAACGUUGUGAUAAGUUCAGCUGGUGUGAGCUACACAGCAAGGCUCCUCGUCACAGCUUGGGUUCUGCUCACGCUUUCUCUGGGCGGAGGGCUCUUCCUCUUCCUCAGUGCUCGAUCGAGGUCACUCAGGGUCACGGCUAAAACCAAAGCUGGAGGUUACGCAAAACUGGACACCAGUGAAAGCAAUACAUCACAACCCACAUCCUCUUCAUUUGGAGAGUACAGCGACAAAAUCAUCAGAUGUCAAGACAAGGAAGACGAAGACGAAGAUGAAGACGAAGGCAUUGUGUACAUGACUAAAGAUGGAACGGUGUACAGGAAGUUCAGAUACGGGCUUCUGGAGGAGGAUGAAGAUGAGCUCGAGUAUGACGAUGAAAGCUAUUCAUUUAUAUGACACCAAAGACCUUGAGUGGAAAGAAAGCGCUUCGUUACAGGUCUUCUGAAAUUUAAACCGGUUGUAAAUGUUUCAAUCUUUAUCCAAUUCUUUGCUGAAAGUAAUAUCACAUUCAGAUUUUUUUUUUUUUUUUUAAGUUUGUCUAAUAUUUCUGUUACAACUGGCAGUUUAGAUGCAAAUCUCUUUAAUCAUUGCUUUAAGAUGAUUUGGCAACAACAAAACAGUAGGUGAAAUACCUUUAUGGGAAAAAACAUGGAACUUUUACAUUUAUGGACACUUGCAGUUUUAUAUAUUCUGGCAUAAAUAUGAAACAUCACAUUUUAAUACAAAUCUUAAGAGUACAUAAAGACAACCCAAUAAGACAAAUUAACGAAUAUAUUACAGUUGGCCGUCUAUUCAUCGAAGAUUUUCCAAUGUUUUUUAUCUUUGACUGGGAAAAAACUUUAAAAACGUUGUUACUUUCUUGCGUUUUAGGGUCAUUCAUUCAUUUCAGUUAUCUUGACAUUUUUCUCUUAGAUUUACUAAUAUAAUUCAGUCAUUAAGGCCCAAGAUGCAGCAAAACAAGCCCAAACCGUGAUAGUGACUGUCAUCUGUCACAGCGGGGAGAACAUCUUUGUGCUUGAAUGCUUCUUUUUCUGCCAUAACAGACUUUCACAAACACGUUUAGAUCAGGUGCUAGUACAGUCCUGUUCCUGGAGUUUAACGGUGGGCUCACACUCCAGACUGUGAAACUACUGAAUCUCACUCUGAUUUCAUCUUCAAAUUAGUUUUAGAUUAUUUUUUAAAUAUAUGAAAUAUAAUUAUCUUUAAUGUAUACAUUUGUAUCAUAAUCUGUAUUUGUUUGCAAAUACAAAACGUUUACAAGUAUGUGAUGGUGUUUCAACAUCAAAUUCAUGAUGAAAUGUAGAGAAUUUUAUGGGACUCAGAACAGUUCAAACAGCACUGCGACUACGUGACAUUCAGGGAGAUUCUCAGAGAGAAUGUG